Messenger RNA from Adineta ricciae, 348 nucleotides. The record is from the annotation of a GenBank genome assembly. Lineage: Eukaryota; Metazoa; Rotifera; Eurotatoria; Adinetida; Adinetidae.
AUGGCACGAAAUUAUCAUCGAAUAGAAAGGGCAACUGGUAAACGACAAUCAAACACCAUGUUGGUUUCUCUUAGUGGGCAACAACAAGAUGAACGUCGUAUGACUACCUUCAUCAAUGGUCAACGUCGAUUAUCCAUCAUGUCACAAAUAUCUUUGCCACAUGGUGCUGAAUAUCAUCCACAACGGCGAUUACCACCUAAUGGUAUUGAAUCACGGCAACAGAUCUUGCUGAGAAAUAUUCCAACAAUGAUCGAACAUAAUCCUAAACAAGUUCAUGGUAAAUCAAUAAAAAAACCAAAAACGAUCCGAAAAUCGGUUCUUACAUUAUCUAUGCUUUACGGCCGAUAA